CCCGGCUCUCCGGGCGCCGGAUAUCCCCAAGCGAGUAUGUUGCUGCCGGGGUCGACGGGUGGGCCGCCGAAAGCGGAGAUGCGGAAGGAGGCGCCGGAGGGGUUCGGGAAAGUGGCGCCGUUACUGAAGAAAAAACCUCCACCGCCGUCAGGACCGCCGCCGACGGCGCCUGCCGUCGUGGCGGGGCCGCCGCCGGCCAGGAGAGAGAGGCCGGUGAAGGAAGAGCCACGGCUUUCGCCGCGGCGGACGGCGGCAGAGGAGGCGGAAGAGGCGCCCGUUGAGGAGCUCACUAGCGAGAGCGAGCCGAGCGAACCGGAGAGCGACG
This is a messenger RNA of Gregarina niphandrodes, 325 nucleotides long. RefSeq lists its product as hypothetical. The annotation marks the transcript as partial. The transcript has a single exon. NCBI's taxonomy places the organism in Eukaryota, Apicomplexa, Conoidasida, Eugregarinorida, Gregarinidae. The record is from RefSeq and is a predicted model, not a curated record.